Messenger RNA from Nymphaea colorata (pocket water lily), 481 nucleotides. Its product is annotated as heavy metal-associated isoprenylated plant protein 33. Gene Ontology annotation, molecular function: metal ion binding. The transcript has 3 exons. The coding region runs from base 123 to 335 and encodes 70 amino acids. The record is from RefSeq and is a predicted model, not a curated record. Lineage: Eukaryota; Viridiplantae; Streptophyta; Magnoliopsida; Nymphaeales; Nymphaeaceae.
AUCUCUCUCUCCCAUUAUAUAAGCAGGCCUCUUGAUACUCAAUACGUACCCCCACCUCCCCAUCCUUUCCCUCUCUCAAAUUUCUCCUUUGGUAGCGAGCAACGCUCGUCUUUUGGUGAAAGAUGGCUGUAGUGGAAUUGAAAGUGGGAGUACAUUGCGACAGGUGCACUAAAGCCAUCAAGAAGGCUAUCAAGAAGAUCGAAGAUAUAGAGACAUACAGGGUGGAUGCAGAGCUGAACAAGGUAACCGUGACGGGAAAUGUGACAGCAGAGGAAGUAGUUAGAGUGCUCAAUAAAAUCGGGAAGAACGCUACUUACUGGAGCUGUGAGGAUUAGAAGCAGCUCUGCUCGAUGAUGAAGAUGAGGAAGAGUGCGGUGAUUUUGUUAACAACCGCGGAUGACCCUUGAACGCUGUACCAUCUGAUGCUAUCACCCUUGGAAUGUAUGCCAUUGAUAUAUGUAUUUUUAACAACCAUUUUUCA